Molecule: messenger RNA, 1808 nt
Organism: Aspergillus piperis CBS 112811
Lineage: Eukaryota; Fungi; Ascomycota; Eurotiomycetes; Eurotiales; Aspergillaceae
Product: putative diacylglycerol O-acyltransferase (DgaT)
Exons: 4
Coding region: 192-1712 (506 amino acids)
Biological process (GO): triglyceride biosynthetic process
Cellular component (GO): endoplasmic reticulum membrane
Molecular function (GO): diacylglycerol O-acyltransferase activity
Source: RefSeq, a predicted model, not a curated record
UCCAGUUUUCUGUCAUGUCCAUCGUGGACAGCGCACCCUGGUGGGAUUCUGUGUCCUGCGUUCUAAGCUAUUUCCCGCAAUUGGUUUGAACCGAGGCCAGACAAGCUGCUAAACUACAAGUCUCCCUAUACUUCGGGCUUGUGAUACUACUCCACUGUCAAAAGUGGCUCGUUUCCCACAACAAAAUCAACAUGUCUCCUACACAAGAGGCCUCACAUAGCGCUAGUACUGCUAUCAGUACUGGGACUGACAUACACACAUCCCCGCAAAAGCCCAUGAACGGGAAAGCUUCCAACGGUCAUCCUCCCAAAGGGACGAAUGGCGCCACCAAGACCAACUGGAGAAGGAGAAGCAAAUAUCGUCAUGUGGAAGCCUAUCAUUCGAAAAUUCGGCAUUCCAGUCUCAGUCGCGAACCCAACGUCACGGCGAGUUUCCUGGGCUUCCGAAAUCUUAUGGUCAUAGUGUUGGUCGCAAUGAACCUCCGACUCAUCAUUGAGAACUUUAUGAAAUAUGGUGUCUUAAUUUGCAUCAGAUGCCACGAUUAUCGGAGGCAGGAUGUUGUGCUCGGCUCCGCUCUCUUUGCGCUCGUCCCAUUCCACCUCUACGUUUCUUAUCUCAUAGAGCUGGCCGCGGCAAGACAGGCUAAGAAUAUUGUUGGCCAGAAGAAGAAGGACGGGUCGACCGAGGCAAAUGAGAGCGAACAACGCAUCUUCAAAAACACAUGGUGGAUCUCCGCUUUCUUCCACUGCGUGAACACCCUUCUGAGUUUGGGAAUUACGAGCUUUGUCGUGUAUUUCUAUGUUCACCACCCAGGUAUCGGCACCCUUUGUGAGCUUCAAGCUCUUAUUGUGUCGUUCAAGAUUUGUUCGUAUGCCUUCACCAAUCGCGACCUCCGUGAGGCCAUGCUUAACCCUUCUGUCGAAUCCGCCCUCCCGGAAAUAUAUUCGGCUUGCCCAUACCCCAACAAUAUCACCCUGGGGAACCUGGUCUACUUUUGGUUGGCGCCUACGCUAGUUUAUCAGCCAGUAUACCCCAGAUCGUCACACAUCCGGUGGUCGUUCGUGGCCAAGCGCCUGUCUGAGUUCUUCUGCCUAGCCGUGUUCAUCUGGCUUCUAUCUGCUCAGUAUGCGGCCCCCGUCUUGCGCAAUUCGAUCGACAAGAUUGCCGUCAUGGACAUCGCAUCUAUUCUGGAGCGCGUGAUGAAACUGUCCACAAUCUCUCUUAUCAUCUGGCUGGCCGGGUUCUUUGCGCUCUUCCAGUCACUGCUGAAUGCUUUGGCCGAAGUGAUGCGGUUCGGAGACCGUGAGUUCUACACUGAUUGGUGGAAUAGCUCCAGUCUUGGAGUGUAUUGGCGGUCAUGGAACCGGCCUGUAUACCUCUUCAUGAAGCGACAUGUCUACUCGCCGCUUGUUGGUCGUGGGUGGCAUCCUCUUGCGGCGAGCACGGUUGUCUUCGCUCUCUCUGCUGUCCUGCAUGAGGUUCUUGUGGGUAUUCCCACGCAUAAUUUUAUCGGUGUGGCAUUUGCGGGCAUGAUGUUUCAACUACCGCUGAUCAUUAUCACCGCCCCAUUGGAGAAGAUCCAAGACCCUACUGGGAAGGUGAUAGGCAAUUCCAUUUUCUGGGUCAGUUUCUGUCUUGUCGGCCAGCCUUUGGGAGCAUUGCUGUACUUCUUUGCCUGGCAAGCGAAGUAUGGUAGUGUGAGUCGAAUGUGAACGUAGUGGCACGUUCUUGUCCGCUGUUUGCCAUAGAUGUAAAUAAAUGCCAUCAACUUUAGCCUGUUUUUUUUUUUUUUUUUUUUUUUUUUUUUU